UACCCGCGGCUCUCGCAUAUGGCUAUCGGUAUCCUCUCAAUCCCGGCUAUGAGCGAUGAACCAGAGCGUGUAUUCUCUGGAGCUCGCCGUAUAAUAUCGUGGGAGAGGGGCCAGCUUAGUCCUGAGACGAUCGAGAUAAUCGAGUGCUUAAAGCAUUGG
Hyaloscypha bicolor E is the source of this 159-nucleotide messenger RNA. RefSeq lists its product as uncharacterized. Gene Ontology annotation, molecular function: protein dimerization activity. The record is from RefSeq and is a predicted model, not a curated record. The annotation marks the transcript as partial. The transcript has a single exon. NCBI's taxonomy places the organism in Eukaryota, Fungi, Ascomycota, Leotiomycetes, Helotiales, Hyaloscyphaceae.